UAAUGUCCUUAUUGCGUGACUCUUGGACCUCUUCAAAAAGUUGUCCGAUCGGUAAUAAUCAAGGCAUUACAGUCACACGUCUAUUAAUUAAAAAUUAGUCUAACUAUUCGUGGAGCACUCCUGAGCAGCCAGAUUUUUACUAUAUUAUAUUUCAUACUAUACACUAUCACUUCCUUGUCGAAACAAGAUCGAGACUCGCGAAGACAUUUUUA
Molecule: messenger RNA, 212 nt
Organism: Acanthoscelides obtectus
Lineage: Eukaryota; Metazoa; Arthropoda; Insecta; Coleoptera; Chrysomelidae
Source: the annotation of a GenBank genome assembly